Messenger RNA from Solea solea (common sole), 7025 nucleotides. RefSeq names its product NAC alpha domain containing (gene nacad). Gene Ontology annotation, cellular component: cytoplasm; nascent polypeptide-associated complex. Lineage: Eukaryota; Metazoa; Chordata; Actinopteri; Pleuronectiformes; Soleidae. The record is from RefSeq and is a predicted model, not a curated record. Gene Ontology annotation, biological process: protein targeting to membrane. Bases 344 to 6910 code for a protein of 2188 amino acids. The transcript has 10 exons.
UUUACACACACACACUCACACAGAGAGAGAGAGAGAGAGAGACACUGGAUCAUGAGGCUGUAAAAACACGCCCACAACAGCAGCAUCAUUGCUGCACCACAGAGAUAGACUAGCAUACACUCCCAUCCUUUCCUCUUCUAUCUCUUGUCUCAUUCUGCCUCUAAUACAAACACAUAGACAGGCACGUGCUGCAGGGAAGCUCUGAAUGUCAGGUCGCUGAGCAUUCAGGCUCCCCCCCAUCCCUUCCCCUUUUUUUGUUUUCUCUCUCACUCUCCCUCUUCCUGUUCACCUUUUCUCUUCUGGUUUGUUGUUGCAUCACAGCCAAAGGGAGCAAUCGGGAAGCAUGCCGGGGGAAAGCACUCACAGAUCUGUCCCCACUGACAAGCAUCCGGAGCAGGGAGCUGAGGAGACGGGGCUCCCUGGACCAGAUAUGACAAGGCAUCCAUCUACUGACUCCACUCCUAGUGACAGUGGCUCUUCGCCUAGUGAUAGUGGUUCCAGCCCGUCUCCCAGUACUCCUCAGAAGCUACUCCCAGCAUGCACCUUGCCAUUUGGUCCACGACUAUUUCAAGCAGCACCCAGCUCCUCUGGUACUACAAGACCUCAACCUGAAGGCUCUGACCAUCGCAACACAACCAGGCAGAGAUUGUCUGGAAAGUUAGGUGGCCAUGGACCAUGUAGCCGUCAUGUCUCCUAUAAAAUGGAGAGAAUCAAGGUCCUGACUGGUUCUGAGGUGGAGAGUGACUACCAAGAGCCACAAACCAUUGAUGCAAGGGUGGUGAUGGGUCAAGAGACACUGCUCAAAACAACAGAAAUACAGAAAGAGAAACCAAGUGGUCAGACUAUCCCUUUGCCAGCUCCGCCAGUCUUAUCAGAUCCUCAGGCACAGUCAAAAGAGUGUCAGUUGGAAAGCAAAGAAGAAAGCAGAGUCCAAAGCCUUCAGAAACAGCAAGACCAACAAAAGGAACCUGUGCAGCCACCCCCGUCCAAACAAUGCUCCCCUUCUCACAAGCCCCCGAUACCCUCAUCCUCCCCAGAGCCUGUCACAACUGAUGCCACUAUGACAGAUAACCAGGAAGAGGGUCAAACCUUCUCUCAAAAUGAAGUGCCUUCACUCUCUUUUUCUGAGCUGGCCUGUCCAGUUGCUUUGUCCUUUUCUGAACCAGCCUAUGCUGUUGACCCUCUACGAGUGGGUAUGCCAUCAUCUCUUGACCCCGACCUGUAUUAUACUGCCCCUUCUACCCCAAUCAAGAUGGCUCCCCACUCUUCUCAUCUUAAACAUCAUUCAUAUCCUGGCUCACCAGCCUGCCCACUCUCACCUGGCUCUCCGUCAGACAGCGAGGACCUCUGUUCCCCUCUGACCUCUCCCUCUGGCUCUUAUAUCACAGCAGAGGGAGGCAGCUGGACCUCAUCUUAUACAUCUUCCACUUCUCCCUCCACGUCUCCCAAUCUACUCCUCACAGAGGAAGCACAGGAGGCCCCUGCUUGCUUUGUGAGCUCCUUAUCAGAAAUUGGAGAUGAAGUUGGAGAAGAAAAGGGACAAGUGGCAUCAGAACGGGAGGAAGAGAGGGCUGGGGACUUCUGCCUGUACCGUCCUAACAGAUGUGUCACAAAUUCAUGGACAGGUAUAACAGGGACAGUGAUCCUUGAGGAGGAAGAAGCUGUAAAAGGUGAAGAAGUUCAGAUUACUAGAGAAAGUUGUCGUCCGUGCUGGGUGACUGAAAAUACAUCCCCUCUAAGGAGCAGUAGCAGCCGUAGCAGUGACUCCCAGGAGGAUGGAGGAGAGUCUGAAAGUUCACUUUGUCCACUUGAAGAGGCUGGUUCAGGGAAAUUAGAGUACUCUAGACCAAUGCAGACCGGACUGAAACUGCAACUAGAUGCAUGUUUAUCAGAGGAACCUUAUGGACAGAUGGAUGACCACCCACAACUAUCUUUGAAUGACAUAACCAUGGCCUCAUCUAGUUUUGGCCCUGACUCACCUCUCACCCCACUUGAAGCUUUCUGUCCUGGAGCAUUUGAUAGGCUGGGCCCCGGUUCUUUCAUAUUCUCCCAGGCAGCUUGUCCUGAUGAUAUUCCAGAGGAAGAAAGGAUGAUCCCAGCCUCCCUCAUCUCCUUUCCCCUCCACACUAGCCUCAUCUUUAAGGCUGAUUCAAUGGAAAUCACUCUAUUUCCCACAGAGGACGAUGAUGAAGUUAAUGACAAAGUUCAUGACAGAGAUGAAGGACAGGGUGUUGAUGCAUAUGCAGCAGGAGAGGAGGAGGCGGAUGUUGAAGAUGACGAUGAUGACGAUGAUGAUGAAGAAGAGGAUGAUGAUUAUGAUUAUGAUGAUGGGGAUUGCAAUGUUAACAGUGCUGCUGAUGGAGAUGGCAAUGAUGGGAAUAAUGAAGAUGAUGGUAGUGAAGACCACGAUGAGGCAGGUGAGGAAGCUAAAGUGGAGGUGAAAGUGGUGGAAGAUGAGGAAGUGGAUGGAGAAAAAGAAGAGAAGGAGUGUGAUAGCAGAGCAGUAGAGGAUCCUUCAGAUGAGGACAGCUCGGCAUCAUUCCUUCAUUCACUUUCAGAGACAUCUAUCAAUGAGGGCUUGGAUGAAUCCUUCUGUUUUCAAGAUGAUACAGACGACUCCUUAGAUUCUGCCUCCUAUAAUGGGGAGGAAGAUGAACGUCUAUACAGCACUGAGAGGCAUGCACAGUCACUUGAACCCACAUCAGAGGAUGGAUUGACUCCCACUGAUGCUCAGAUACAAUCUGAACAGGGGUCUACCACUGAAACAGGUCCAACUGAACAAUUGCAUUUUCAACUAAGCACAGAAAAAAUAAUGAUUAAUUCCAAAGUCACCUGUCUUUCUGAAACCAUUGCUGUCUUCCCCAUGGACACCAUUAUAACACCCAAACCUCUGGAAGAACCAAAGCAUUGUGAAGCCCAGUCAGACCCUGAAUUAGAUGCUGCCAGUGAAAUAGAACCUCUAGAAUUUUUGCACACCAAAGUGAACCCAGGCAAAUUGGUGGAUCACCAGGAAUUAUCUUGCACUUCAGGAGCAAUGUCUUGCCAACCAGAAUCUUCUAACUCUGAUAAGAGGGAUUGUGAAGUAAUGAAUAUCUCUGAUUCUUUCAGCACUCUCAUGGAGUCUAACAACAGCCCUCAUGUUGAUUUUACCCCCACCCCUGUUGUGAUUAAUGCUCCUCCUGACCCUGCUCUGAAAUCCCCCCUCUCAACUCUUUCUGCCCCUUCAACACAGGAGGACACAGAUCCUAACUGUUCAGCUCUUUUGGAAAAUUUGGUUCAGGAAAGUCCCCAGAUGGAAGAUAUAGAUUUGAAGCAAAGCAACAAUAAUUCAAGGGGGAAAUCCCACAGAGAACCAGAAAGGGACUCUUUCAAAUUGCUCAUCAAGCCUCGUCAUCAUCAGCCAGAAAGCCAAAGGACUGUUGGAGCAACAAGACUUGUGUUAUCAAAGUCCUUCUCCAAUAAAGUAGGUGUAUCCAGAGGGGCAGAGGCCAUAUGCAGGCCUGGUACUCACAUGGAUUCUGACGAGCUAGAACAGAAGAAUCAGAAUGCCUCAUCUGAGUCUGUGAGUGCACAGGGCAGAAAUACAGAUUCUACUCCCUCUCUUAAUAUGGCCACUGUCACCAAUGACUUGAAUAAAGGUGUUCUCCUUCUGUCUUGCCCGAAAGAACCUUCCCCCAAUCCUAGUAAUAUACCUGUUUCUGUCAUCUCAGAAGUUGCUGACAACCUGGCCCUGACCCCUGAACACUUCCCUGUUGACUCUGCCCAGGAGAACCUGAGGGAAAACACCCUUAGUACUGAUGAGGGGGCUCUGGGAGCUGUUGGCUCUCUGCACACCCCCAUUGCCAUUUCACCCAAAAGGGAAAACUCAGAAACACACUCCAAGAGGGAGAUGGCUCCUGCAUCAGGGAUGUGGUGUGAUGGCAUGAUGGGGACAGGGUUAGGUCUAGGAUUAGGUUCAGGGGAUGAGUUCAGAGUCAUCGGAACAGGACAGUCUUUGGAGAAGAGGUUAGAGACGGAGGCAAAGAGUGUCCUCGUGUGUGACACAGGCAGCCAAGGCACACAGUUGGCAGUGGCUCCUAAUACAAGCAGUGAGGAGUAUAAAAACUAUGAUAAUGAUCUGGGUUCUGUUGCUGAUGUGGAAGAAAACAACACUGUAUGUGGAAAAAGGAACCGGAUGACGGAUGAAGAAUUAGAAGAAUUAGAAGAAGUUGCUUUUGAGUCCAACCUUGGCAGUUGGAAAUCUAUUGAGGAGAUCUCAGAAGCAGGAGGGGGGGAAGAUGGAAGCUCCAGAUUUCCAGAAGACAAUGUCAGUAAUCUAAAUACAGACAAUGAUGGCGAUAACACAGAAACAAAAAUACAAGACACUUGGAACAGUAACAAUGACCCGGCUUUUGAUUCCUUGGAAGAAACCAUGUCUGGAAGUUUGAAUGCUCUAUCAGAGGAAGUGAGACCCCAAAAUGUGAGUGUCAGUGUUAGAGAGUCUGCUUCUAAUAUUCCACUUGAAGAGAUGCCACCUCAGGUUUCUGAAAAAAUGAAUGACCCAGAGCAAAAAUCAAUAGACAGUUCCUUAAACCAAACAUCAGACACAAUACAGGCAGCAUUCCCAAAGAAAGAUGCCUGUAACAUCUCAGUCUCAAUUGAAACUCACAUGAACCCAGCAGCAACAAACCAUUUCAGCUCAUUAAGUUCAUCAACAUGUCAUACUCAGUUGUGUCAGACAAUCACUUCAGAGAGCAAUCAAGCCUUUUCUUUGCUACAUGGAUCCUUUGGCUCCUUUACUCCUAAAUGUAAAGCAAAUCAAGCCAAGCCGAGUGGCACUAGUCAAGACAAAGUGGAGAAUACUGGCUCUCUGUCAGAACUGCAGAUUUUAAAGCCUCAGACUGAGUUUCAAAAAAAGGACAAUGUCACUGAUGAUCUUGUCAAUGAUGACUUCACAGGGCAACAGUGUGUUGUUUGUAGCUCAGGGGCAGCGGGGGAGGAAGAAGAAAUUAAAGAAGAAGGGAUGAAGAGAGGUGAAGAGAAGGAUAAGGAAAAGAAAAAGGAAAGAAAAACAUCUCCUGUACAGAAAAACCUGGAGCACUUUUCAUGUCACACCCCUAAGGGGGGUCCUUGCACAGAUAAACCCACUGCUGUUAAAAAAGGGAGAAGAGGGAAGCAGAAGAAACACAGAGUGUCCCAGAGAGGCAGCCAUGGAGACUCUAGCUCUGAAUCUAUUGAUGAUCCAAAGAAUGAUGAUUCAUUAAGUACCACAGCAGGUGGAUGGCCAAAGGGGGUCACAGAAAACCCUAAAGCUGGGUCUAAUCAAAAGGCAAAUGACAAAACUUCAUCGUUGGACCAUCAGCAAAAGACAGACACAGCAGAGUCUAGUUCAGUGAUGCAGGGGGGUAAUAGUGUAAGUCCUGAUGUCAAAAGAACAAGCUAUGAAUACUGCAAAUCAACUUCACCUACCAUAGACAACCUCAAUAUUGUGGUGGCACUGAACCAAGAAUUACAACAGAAACAAGAAGUGCUUGAUAACAGACCACUAUCGGAUAAUCAGAGGGGACUAACGGUAGACAUUAAUGACAACAACACUGUUGCUGACCACAGCCUCCUUACUGAGAAUACUUUAUCAGGCUCUCUGCGUCCAUCUCAUUCUUCAGCAUCUCCAGAUUUCUCCUCCUCCCCUCUACCAUGUGGCUCAACAGAGCCAGAGGAAGAUCUUUCCACACCUGUACAGGAAUCCCAGCCCGUCCUUUCAGCCCAGCGACAGUCUUCACUGUCCAUGAGUCACGCUAGUUCGCUUUGCUCGACCUCCGUAACAACACAACCAGCCCCCAAUGCCAACAUCAAUCUCCAAGAGGUUCCAGUUGUCCUUUCUUCAUCAGCCAAGUCUGACACAAGUGUCUCUACAAACUCAUCCUCUGCAGCUCUGCCAUCAAGCUUGUCACAACCAACCCAGGAAUCAUCUUCUUCUGGGACUCGUGAUUCAGCAGGUGUUCGAGACCCCGGAUCUUGUCUCCAGUCUCAAACCUAUUCACAUUCUUUGCCUAAUCUCAAUAACCAAUCACAUAAACAAACCAAGAAAGGUUGUACAUGGAGCUCUCAAGACAAGUACAGAGGUCCCAGUUUAACUGAGGAGGAUACAGAUAACAAGGAUGAUGAUGGACUGCCUGGACGUGGUCACAGAUCCCAGCCCAGAGGAGUUGCAGGAAAUGAGUCUGGUCCAUCCAGUCAACGGGAAAUACAGCCUUUCUCUGCUCAACAGAUGGCCGACAAACCGUCUGGGUGUACCAGCAACCACAGCCACAAGAUUCCCCAAGAGAUCGACAUAUCCUUCAAAAACAAUUGCUCCAUCUUGGCUUCCUGUAAUGAGUCUGAGAGUGAGGGGUCGGUGCCUGAGCUGGAGGAGCCAGAGCCGCUGAGACCAUCAGAGCAUCAGUCUCUCUCCUCUGCAGAUGAAGGGCUGAACAGACCAAAACAGAGCCGCAGUGAGAAGAAAGCUCGCAAGGCCAUGUCUAAACUGGGUCUUAAGCCAGUCCAUGGUGUGACCAGAAUUACUAUUAGGAAGUCCAAGAGCAUCCUGUUCGUCAUCAGCAGACCUGAUGUGUUCAAAAGCCCCGCAUCAGACAUUUAUAUUGUAUUCGGAGAGGCAAAAAUUGAGGACCUAUCUCAGCAGGCUCACAAAGCAGCUGCAGAGAAAUUCAAGAUGCCCGUGUCCUCUUCUCCCUUGGCCCCACCGGUCCCACCCAGCCUCACCAUCAAGGAGGAGAGUGAAGAGGAGGAAGAGGAGGUGGAUGAGGGAGGUCUUGAGCAGAGAGACAUCGAGCUUGUGAUGGCACAGGCCAACGUGUCUCGAGCCAAAGCUGUCCGUGCACUGAAACACAACAAGAAUGACAUUGUGAAUGCUAUCAUGGAGCUGACCAUGUGAGUGGAGAACAAUUCUUCCCUCUUCUUCCAGCCUAAAUGCCACUGAUUCUUCUGUAUCGCUGCUACUGUAUGUUGCAUCCUCAUUAUCUGCUAAAUAAAGUUUGUUCCAACGUGGA